UUACGCUUUCUGCGGAAGCGCCGGAUUUGUAGGCGCUAGCCCCUACAUGCAGCACGGGGCACUAGCAGCCGGCUUGCCCGGAGGCUGGGCGGCUCCCUGUGACGGCACUCAGCAGGAUUAUCUAUGCCAUUAUCAGCAACAGCAACUGCAGCAGCAGCAACUACAGCAGCAGCUGCUGCAAUGGCAGCAGCAGGCUUCUGACCGGUUGCUCGGAACCCACCUCGCGCAGCAUCUGCAGGGUCCUUGUAGCAUCCAGCAGCAACACACGGGGGCGUGUCAGCAGCAGCAACACGUGCAGCCCGGCUGCACGACCACCACCAUGGAUGUUGACAUGGAGACGGGUGCCAUCCUGUACCAGCAGCAGCACCACUACCAGCAGCAACAGGAACAGCAGCAGAUGCUAAUGGUGCAGCAGCAGGCGGCCUCGGCACUGGGCAGCGGGAGCGGGCACGGCAUGGGCAUCAAUGCGGCGCUGUUGCCGGCAGCACUCGCCGGCUUGGCCGGCACCGGCCCUGUAUCAGGCGGCGGCGGCGGGCCGGCUGCAGCAGAAGCCACCACUGCCCUGAACAGCCUGCGCUUCCUGGGCAGCGGCAGCAUGGAUGCCGCUGCCACCACUGCCACGUCGGCGCUGGAUCCCGCUGCCGCAGCUGUGGCAGCUGCCGCCGCCGCCUCGGCCGCCGCGGCGGCGGCGGCGGCCGGGCUGGACAUCGGCUCUGGCUCAGUGAGUCCGGCCGACGCCGCCGCCCCGGCGGCGCAGCUUGCUGCCGCCAUCCUGCCUUGCUCCGCCGCCGCUGACACCACAGCCGCCACUGCGCCGGUCGCCGCUGGCACGGCAGCUGCCGUUGCUACAGCCGGAGGCGCGGCGCCCAGCCCGCUGGCCUGGGCGGGCUGCUACGGCUACCCGGGCGGCGGCAUUGUGUUCAACGGCAUGUACUUCUUCAACUACGCGCACCUCAUGGCCUAUCGCCGCAGCGCCAUCGCCUACAACUUCCACUACUUCGGCAUCAGGCCCGAUUUCCACCCGCCGGCCGACCUGCCGCGCCCGCCGCCCGCGCCGCCGGCGGCAGCUGCCUCUUCGCCCGCGGGCGGCAGCUCGAGGCACGCCUCCCCGCCGCCACCCGCACGCGCGCUGUCACCAGAAGCUGUAGCCAAGACCGCCGCAACAGCUACAGCCGCGCCCAACCUGUCGCCGUCGCCCUUCGCGGCGGCCGCUGCAGCGGCAACCCCCAUGGAGGCCAGCCCGCUGCAGCCCGGGGCGUCACCCAGCACCCCGCCGGCGCCCGCCGGCGGCCAGCCGCCGCCAGGUGCCUCGCCACCUGGCCGCCAGCAGCACCCUCAGCACGCCCAGCAGCAGCAGCACGACCUAUGCCGCGCGGUGUUGGAGGACCGCCUGACUGGUGGCGGCGGCGGCGGCGUGACUGCUGCCAUGGCGGCGGCGGCUGAGGACGGCGGCAGCUCCAGCUGCGGCUCCCCGGGCGGCAGCAGCACCUGCAGCAGCUGCAGCAGCGGCGCCGACAGCGACGACAUCACUGCCGCCGCCGCUGCUUCUGCCGCGGCAGCCGCCGCCGCCUCGCCGACGCCCUCCUCUCUAUUGUCUCCAACGUACGCUGCAGCUGCAGCCUGUGUGCCCGCCGCCGCCGCCGCGCAGGGCUCGCCGAUGGACUGCCUGCUGCUCUCUACGCAGCGCGCGGCGGCGCUCCUGCAAGCGGCAGACGCCUCCGUCGCCGCCAAGCCGCCGGCGACGGCUGCUGCGGCGGCGGCAGCUGCAGAAGGUGCGGCGGCGGCGGCAGCGGCAGCGGCGCUACUCCCAUCCUGGGAGCGCCUGCUGUCGUGCGGGAUUCACGCGCCGCCGCCGGCGCCAACGGGGCCCGGGGCGCCGCACUCGCCGCAGGCCGCCGUCCCGGGCCUGCCGAUGCCGCUGCCGCCGGUGCGCUGCCACGGCGCAAACGGCGGUGCUGCGGGUGAUGCGGGCUCGCCCCUGCGCGGCUUCAUCGGUGCUGGCGGCAGUAGCGGCUACGUCUGCUCGCCUCGCAGCGGCGCCUGCCCCACCUGGCUGGAGCCGGCGCUUGUCCGCAUGCUUGGUCAGGUGGUGGCUGACGCGCUGUGCGGUGGGGCCGAUGAGCAGCAGCUGUGAGGCUCCAGCAGCACUACAGCAGCGACUGCAGUGGCUUAUUACCAGCGCGCGGACCUACAGUGUCUGCAGCGCCGCGGCUUAAGAGAAUGCAUUCCCUUUCGCACACAGAGGCUUGCCUACCUUCAUGUUUGCCCUUCGCUCAAGUGCUAAGAAGAGGCUCUGACUUCUGGCUUGUGUUCAUUACUUUUUACCACUGCAAUUCAACCCUUAAUAAUUAUGCGCACGUAUUGACGGCAGCUGGUGGCAGGCAGGGGGUGCGACGUGGACGCAACGCAUUCGUGGGGGUCGUAGGUUCGCAUUUGCUUGGUAUGAAGGGGGCAGGGGAGCUUUGAGUUCUGGCUUGUAUGCGUCCGCCCGCACGCACCUGGCACGUUUGCUGGGAUGGGGCGUGAUGAUCGAGCCCUUCGCAUAUAUGUAUACUUGGGCAGCGGGGUUGUACGGAGCGUGUGUCCAAGAAGCGGCUCAGGCGCUUCCCGUGGCGGUCCUGGCGCGCUGGGCACUCCGUGCCGCUGCGUGUGUUGGCGGACGCCGCGCAUGCACGUACAAACAGGGGCGCAGUUCAGGGGCGCCCCUGCUGCCCAAACACCGCAGGAGGUGACACAGAGCACGUCGAUGUUGCGGGAGCUUAUCACCGGCAGUAAAUGCGAUAUGCACUGGACUGGCAGAUUGGCAGAGACUGGCCCAGUCAUUAGGGCCCGCGUGCGCGCUUGGUGCCUUGUUGGCACGCGCAAAGCGCGGGUACGCCACUGACCUCACGGCGGCUACGGCGGCAACAGCUUAGUUUGAGGAAUGCGGGCAACCAAGGACGGAUGCAGGUGGGGACAAAAAAGGGCCCGCAGUGCUGGCAGCAUUGCUAGCACGCGGGCCGGCGUGGGUGUUACAGGCUUAUCCAAUGGCCUCCACAUUCUUGUGUGUGCUUUCCAGGACAGAAGACCUCAGCGAUUCUUGUAUGUGGUGGAUGACUUUGUGUGCGUGUGUGGUGUGGACGGCUGGAGCGGCGUGUGUGUUAUUACAGUGUGCAGGGAGCGGCGGUGGCGGAGAUCCGUAUUCUUUGCGCGCAUCAGUGUGUCAGGGCACCGACAUAUCUGAAGGCAAGGCCGCGUGCAGGGCCGUGUGCAAACUUUAGUGUCGGGCGAGUAUGUCUUGCGAGGAACGAUCACCAUGCGUGCGGACCCGUGGCGGCCUCAGGACCGCACGCGUGUGUGCGAGCGGGUGAGGGCAUGGGCUUGCGCGGUGGCGCAGCAUGAUUCGACUGCAGGAGACGUGUGGCCGACUGGGGAGAUGGGGCAUGGUGGGUGCGGUGUCCCAUUUGCGAUGGCCUGCGGCGUCGCACAUUCACUGCGGCGCGCACAUGGGGCCCUUGCAGACACUUAACGCGGUUGGGCCAUGUCGAUCGUCAGUUGUCGUGGAGCUUGUGACAGGGGCGACCCGCCCAGCAGCAGCAGAGUGCCUGGGUCCUGUAAGCAGAAUGGGCG
Messenger RNA from Chlamydomonas reinhardtii, 3609 nucleotides. RefSeq lists its product as uncharacterized. Lineage: Eukaryota; Viridiplantae; Chlorophyta; Chlorophyceae; Chlamydomonadales; Chlamydomonadaceae. The record is from RefSeq and is a predicted model, not a curated record. The coding region runs from base 47 to 2134 and encodes 695 amino acids. The transcript has 2 exons.